AGAGUGGAGCAGGGAAUUACACACAAAAAACAGACGAAGUCAAACACCCUCCCCUGGACACACCCUGCCGCUGAGGAGCACUGCUUCUUCUCUUUUUUCUGAACCAUCGCCCACGCCACUCGGAGAGAAACACACUCCCUCAUCGUCAUCCGGCAGAAAACCCCUUUCUCCUCAUUUUCAUCCUAUAGAGGACACCUACAAUCGCAAAGGGCUGAGAUUCCCUGACGAAGAUUGUAAUUUUUUUUCCUUUUUUUCUUUUUUUUCUUUUAAUUUGGAGACCUGACACAUAACAGGGGCCAAAUAUUUUAAAGGCCGAAGAGCUUGGAGACUUCAGCCGAAGAUCAGCGCAGAGAAGAAGGACCUAGAUUUCUUGCAUUGUAUGUCAAGAAUGGUUACUCAGAUAAUCAGCACCAUGGAAACCCAGGUAUCCAAUGGCCCAAGUGGAACAAGUCUGCCAAACGGUCCAGUCAUUAGCACCAAUGGCUCGACGGAUGACAGCAAAACCAACCUGAUCGUCAACUAUCUGCCUCAGAACAUGACCCAGGAAGAGUUCAAGAGUUUGUUCGGUAGCAUCGGAGAGAUUGAGUCCUGCAAGCUAGUCAGAGACAAAAUUACAGAUUUGCCUUUGUGUCCAGGUCAGAGUUUGGGAUACGGAUUUGUAAAUUACGUUGAUCCAAAUGAUGCCGACAAAGCCAUCAACACACUCAACGGUCUAAAACUGCAAACAAAAACAAUCAAGGUAUCAUACGCUCGCCCCAGCUCAGCAUCAAUUCGCGAUGCAAACCUGUAUGUGAGUGGACUACCCAAAACCAUGAGUCAGAAAGACAUGGAGCAACUCUUUUCCCAAUAUGGUCGCAUCAUCACAUCUCGCAUCUUAGUGGACCAAGUUACAGGCAUAUCUCGAGGAGUGGGAUUCAUCCGGUUUGACAAACGGAACGAGGCUGAGGAGGCCAUCAAAGGUCUGAACGGACAGAAGCCUUUGGGAGCUGCGGAGCCCAUCACUGUCAAAUUCGCCAACAAUCCCAGCCAGAAGACGGGCCAAGCCUUACUGACUCAACUCUAUCAGACAGCUGCCAGACGCUACACGGGGCCCCUGCAUCACCAAACUCAACGGUUCAGACUCGACAAUUUACUAAACGCCAGCUACGGAGUCAAGAGCUCUCCCCCUCUCUUCCCCAGAUUCUCGCCCAUCACUAUCGAUAGCAUGACCAGCCUGGCGGGAGUCAACCUCACGGGGCCCACCGGAGCAGGAUGGUGCAUUUUUGUCUACAACCUCUCCCCGGAGGCGGACGAAAGCGUCCUGUGGCAGCUCUUCGGACCGUUCGGCGCAGUAACCAACGUCAAAGUCAUCCGCGACUUCACCACCAACAAAUGUAAGGGCUUCGGCUUUGUCACCAUGACCAACUACGACGAAGCUGCCAUGGCCAUCGCCAGCCUUAACGGGUACCGCCUGGGAGACCGGGUGCUGCAGGUGUCUUUCAAGACCAGCAAGCAGCAUAAGGCCUGAAAAAGUGAGAGAGAAAGGGGCCAGUGGGGCGAUCUCCUAUAACCUUUGGGGAAGGCACUUUGAGCUCCCUGGGUUUUCACUAUAUUUGGGCCUGGACUUAGUCUCUCUGACACAAUCUCACACAAACCCAUAAUAUAUUACCACAAAACAGACAUUCAGACGCACUCACACAUACGAUCGUCCAUACACGAGCAAAACACCGACCAACACCGAUGGAGUUUUUGUUUUCUCUUCUUCUUAUGCGACAUGAGAGUCCUUCCCUGUAUAUUUGCCUGGAUUGAAUUAGAUGGGGGUACGUAGCUGGUUGGUUAGGUAGGGAUAAUAAGAGCUAUCUAUUUAGGAGACAGUUUAACGAAUGUGACAGAGAAUGUGUACUUAGUGCUUUGAUUGAAUUCAGGCAAAUUAUGAUGACAACUGAUGAACAAAAAAGAAAACGAUCAAAAUUUAAAUGAAUAUGUGCAAUUUACCCAAACACUUAACCCACAGUCUCUCCCAUUAUGUUGCUGGAGAGAAUGUAGUCACUUUUUUACACUUGGGCAUUUUGAAUCAGCGAUUUUUUUAGAUCAAAGAAAAUUAAAAACAGUGUUCUCUUAUAUACGUCUAUUAAAAUAUAACUAUAUAUUCAAUAUUUAAGGUGGUUAUAAUAGCCGAGUAUGUAAGCAUUUUCUAGAAACUUUGACUACUGUUUCCUGACCUGCAUUAGGUGGUGCCUAGUGUGAAGGCAAUUUCUCUACCCGAUAUGAGCCUGUUAGCUCAGGCCCUACUAUUUAGUUUCAAUAGAAUACUGGUCACAGAGAAGAGUAGUUGGAAAACCAUCCAGUUCACCUCACAGUCUCACACCAACAAGUCCAAUAGCUCACACAUAUCACAAAUCACAGUAUGAUAUAUUUACUAUUCAUCACAAACAGUACUGCUCCUAGUGAGAGAAUCAAGAUGCACAUGACUGUCUGUGAACUUAGAGCAGUGGCAGUGCUCCCAUGGCGACAGCGUUCGUUAGUGAAUCUCCUGAGGGCUUAUGAAAGAUGAGGGGAAAACCAUUUCACUACAACAGAACCAUUUCAAAAGGAAACACUAAGAAUUUUCACAUUUUGCAUUAUUUAUCAUCGCACCUUUAAUGUAGAUCACAAACCAUUUUAUAUCACACAGCAUAGAAAGAUCCCUUUAACAUGAUUUUCUGGUGUCAUUAUCUUCAGAAAAGAGCAGUGUACAGUAUUUCAGGUUGGUAAAAAAUAGUAGCACAUAUAUCAAAGCAAUUAGAAAUAUGUGCACAUUGUACAGCUCAACAAUAAUGGUCUACAGCAGGUUUGCAGAUGAGUAAAACACAUCUAGGGCACUGGCAUAAUUCUAAAGGUGUAAAAAAAGCUGUUGUGUAAAUUAGGUUAAAAUCAUGUGUUUCAGUAAAAACACAGGCGCUGCAAGCCAAAUGCUUGUUGCAAAAUAGAGCACUGCAGUUCAUUGAACAUUCAGAACUGACUUAAAACUGCUCACAGCGAUUUCAAAAAUGAUCCUUUGAGGAGAAAAUGACCAGUUCCUCCAGCUUUGCCAAAUGCUCUUCAAAUGUAUUUAAAAUCUUUUUCCUAAAACGCUUCAGAGAAAACUUUGAACUCUCUGCACUCUCAAAAGAUGACUGUACAACAUCACGCCUGACAUUUUUUACUCCUGUUUAGUACACAAAAUUGUAUUUGUUCGCUUCAGAUCCAUUAGACAGUCACAAAAAUAGCAUUUCUUAAAAUAUCCCAACUGCAUGGAAAUUAUUUAUGGCACCCUUGAUGAAGCAUUAAGGCCAACCAGUCUCACUGAAAUGUCUGUACCAGACAGUAGUGAGAUCUACCAUGGGGAGAGCUAGUGUCUUUCAUUAUCAAGACAUCUGCAUAUCAUCAUCGAUUAAAUGAGGUCAACUAUAUACAAGACAUUUUUGCUUUUCUAAAUGACGCUGUGUUAGCCAAAGAGGACGAUCUCUUUGAAAGGAGUACAUUAGAGAUAAAUCUAUUUUUAUACAUACAAAGGAACAAGACAUUGUGCUGAAUUUUUACAGAUCUUAAGCUUGGAAAAAUUGGGACAUCGCAUGGCUUUAUUUUAAACCCUCUGAUCUUUGCAGAGCAAAGGGGAACAAGCAUGCGGUGUAUGGGUGGGGAUUUAGGGAGGGGGUGAAGGAACGUUGUAUCUCAUACAAACUUAACUGUUCAACCAUUUGAAAAUUGACAGCUAGUUGUAUAACCUGACACACAUCUGUACGCGGGCGCUUGCCGCUCACAUCUCAGUCCUGAAUUUGUGUACAGUGCUGCUUGAAUGAUGGUGCAGUGAAGCGAAGUUCUUUGACUAGAGAAUCCUCGACAAAGCUGUGGUGACACUGGCUCAUUGUCAGGCUGAAAACUACUCUACGCUGCAAACAGUGAAAUGUAGACUCAGACAGGGAUGCACAAUCAUAAUGGACAUCAAGCAUGAUUCUUUAUGAGAUGACAAAUUAGCCAAAUAGCCAAAGAAUUGCUUUGCAAGGCAGUACAAAGAAGGACACAUUAAGACUAACUAUAUUAUUCCCUGUAAUCGCUGUACAAAUCUAUGUUGUAUAUUAAAAAGGACCCUCUACAAUUUAAGUUAUCAUUUGUUGUGAAAAUCUAAGUUGCACAUAUCAGUUUGCAUUACAACCUACAACCACUUCUAAAACAGCAUCUGUAUGCACCCUCAUGCAAACACUUUAUCCAGAACUUAUUCAAAUGCAUAUCAAAUUGAUAUUGGGAAAAACAUGCACAUAUAGAGAGUUCCCCUAUAUUAAUAAUAUCAUCUCCUUGUCUUGUGUGACCAAUUUUGGGAAAUUGUCAACAUUGCACCAUUUCAAAGAAUAGGAUGGCUACUGUUUCACUCCCAAUGAUUGUUGCUGCUGUCUCCAGAUAACCACUUAAUAGUAUCAAGCUUAGCCCUUAGAUUUGAGGCAGGAAACCAAGUACUUGCUGAGACCAGUGAAAGACCACAGCCCUAAUUGGCCAUACACUCCAUAUAUAACCCCUUAUGUUAUGUAUACGAUCAGUAGAGAGCCAAGGACCAUGGCAGGAAACAGUACCACAACUGCUUGAGCAACAACAAUAAUCAUUUAAAAAGACAAAAAAACUUUCCUAUGGAACAGUAAGUGCAAUGUGCUUUGUUUUUAUAUUGACUGAGAACAAAUGAUAUAUAUUUUUUAAAAAAGAAAAUUAAAUGUCACACUGAAAAGGUUUGCAGAAAAGUGAAAGGAGCAAUUGAGGACAGCGCUCAUUGAUAAACUUACAUAAUCGCUCCCUUUAGCCCCUAAUUUGUGCUCUGUCCAUGCAAAAUAAGAAACUGCAUAUUUGGCUUAUAUAUUAGAGCAAUCCUCAAAUAUCUUGAAAGGGAUACUGUUGAUAUAUCGUGAGUCUUAGCCCAUGUCAAUUUCAAAUAUCAUUUAUUUCCUGUAACCGAUUGCUUUCAUUUACAUAUCAAUAUCCACUUGUUCAAUUAGCGUAUUUGUGUUGUUGAUGUUGCCAUAGAGGACACACAUGAUCAAACAGUUUUGUUCGGUUGCAUUGAUUGGGUACAAUUCUUUCUUUUUCUUCCAUUUAUUGAAUUAGUUGCAGUUUUUUACAGUGUAUGCAGAUUUUAGACUUAGUUAGAUUUUUUUUAUUUCAAUCAAACUGUGUUUAAUUGUGUUUGUAAAAGUCUGUGGUAGCUUUUGUUGCAACAUAAAAUAAUUUAAACUGAAAAAAUUCAAAAUAGCGCCAACAAACUUGUAUUAUUUGGGCGACUUUAAGCUUGUAGUUUUAACUUAUUGUUAACUUAAAAACUAUUUAUUAUUAUGAUUAUUAUUAUUAUUGCCUCGUACAAAGUAUGUUUUGUGUAUAUUUAUGGUUUAUUUCAUUAUAUUUGCAAGUUUAAAAGAUUUUAAGUUUGCCAAAAUUGUGGUUACACCAUUUUGUUUCUUAAAAGGGGGACAAAUAGAAAAACAGCUUUAGAAGUACAAUUUGGAAUCGUUCUCCAUAGUCAAAGAAUGCACUGCUAUAUUUAACUAAUUGAAGUGUAUAAACAUACAUGCUGUGUGCUAGAUGUUAUGCCUUUACUGCCUGUGUUCUGUUUGUCUUGUUAAAUGAAAAUCUUUUAAUUAUUUAAUCUAAUCACAGUCUUGUUUUUUCAAACCACUUGGGGAACCCUUGAAACAUGGGACAGCCCCUAUAGCCAGACGCUGACCCAGUUUUGGGUCUAGCAAUUAGCAAGGACCAAAGGGAUGUCCCAGGUUUGACUCACAAGAUACCUUCCUGCCAAUGCCAUUGUCAAUAAAGCCAAUAAAGCUUUUUCAAAAACAUAUUUAUUUAGGCUUUGGCUUCAAGAAGAAUGUCUUGUGAGUCUUUUAGAAUGACAAAGGGUAGAGUGGUCUUCUGUUUCUCAACCAACUGUAUUUUGUGUCUAUUUAUUUAGAGGGGACGCAGUAACUUAGUGAUGUUUUUCUUACAUUUGCCUGGAAUGGUAGAACAAAUCAAAACGGCAAAAAUGAUCAAAAAACAAUUGCAAAAUCUCAUACUUCCAAACAUGACCAAAAUGAACAAAAUUUAACUAAGAAAAAAUAAACCUUUCAGUUUAGUCUAGGAUAUUUAUUACUGGGAUUUCUGCUGAAGACGCUUGAAGACUUUUUCAUGGAAUUGUUUAAUUAUUUGUACUUUACAUGCCAGAAAAAAUAAAAUAAAAGUUACAAAUACC
Messenger RNA from Periophthalmus magnuspinnatus, 6208 nucleotides. It is a transcript of the gene elavl3, whose product is annotated as ELAV like neuron-specific RNA binding protein 3. The record is from RefSeq and is a predicted model, not a curated record. The transcript is spliced from 7 exons. Gene Ontology annotation, molecular function: RNA binding. The coding region runs from base 380 to 1507 and encodes 375 amino acids. Gene Ontology annotation, cellular component: ribonucleoprotein complex. NCBI's taxonomy places the organism in Eukaryota, Metazoa, Chordata, Actinopteri, Gobiiformes, Gobiidae.